Messenger RNA from Scatophagus argus, 2256 nucleotides. RefSeq names its product AT-rich interaction domain 6 (gene arid6). The transcript has 6 exons. The coding region runs from base 146 to 1984 and encodes 612 amino acids. Gene Ontology annotation, molecular function: transcription cis-regulatory region binding. Gene Ontology annotation, cellular component: nucleus. The record is from RefSeq and is a predicted model, not a curated record. Gene Ontology annotation, biological process: regulation of transcription by RNA polymerase II. NCBI's taxonomy places the organism in Eukaryota, Metazoa, Chordata, Actinopteri, Scatophagidae.
ACAAGUUUGUGACAGACGCGACCUGACUUUAGCAACUGACUGUAGUGAUUUCAGAUCUCUUUUACUACACUGGAAGGAGCCUGUACACUGCUUGUUCUUUUAUUGUUAGGGCAAUGAUUUAAUAUGAUCCACACUUAUUCUCUCAAUGGAAACACAGGCAGACGCAGACAUGGCACACGGAGGGAUCCCAAAGGAGGAAGGCAAAGAGUCCAACGAGAUCACAGAAACGGAGAAACAGUUCCUCAAAGACCUCUACGUUUUCAUGAAGAAGAGAGAUACACCCAUAGAGAGGAUCCCAAAUCUGGGCUUCAAGCAAAUUGACCUAUUCUUGAUGUUCAAGACUGUUGGAGACUUGGGCGGCUAUCAUCAAGUGACUGCUCAGCAGCUGUGGAAGCAAGUGUACAACGCUCUUGGAGGAAAUCCUCGGAGCACAAGUGCAGCCACCUGCACCCGCAGACACUAUGAGAAGCUGCUUCUGCCAUACGAAUGUCACAUAAAAGGCAUAUCGAUGAAAAUCUUGCCUCACCAUCAGCCAAAGCACUAUGCCAACUACAGCAAAGAUGAUGAAGAUGGACAAAGGCCAGCUAAACGUAAACUGUUAUCAAUACCUCUGCAUCAGAACCUGCAUACCCUUGGAUCAGACCGACAUGGAAAUGCCUUCCCUCUGCCGCUCCACUACUCUCACUACUAUCACCCAAGCCCUGCAGUUCUCCCUGUAUCUCCUCCCUAUGUCCCUAUCGCUUCCUCAGUGUUAACACCACACAGCCCCGCUGCCCCCCAGAUGCAGUUUUCUUUCGAUCCAUACCGAACAGAGAGGGUUAAGGAGCCACUGGAGCACUUGCGGUACCUGGCAGAACGGUACAAGACUUCGUCUGGAUUGACUGAGCCUCUCAACCUCAGUGUUAAAGCGUCAAGACGGGAAUCCAUCAGCAACCCUGCCUCAUCGUUUGCCCCACCUUCAUCCAGCAAAAACCCAAAGUUUUUGAAUAAACCGUCCCCUCUGUAUGCUGCUCGUUGCCCACAAGUGGUGAAGAAUGACGGACAUGAGACACAAGAUGGUGAGACAUGUUUAGCUGACAAACCAAAUUCAUAUUCUGUGAAGGCCAGGGAGGCAUAUGCCUUUGAUGCCAAAGCUAUGACAGCCUCAAGCAGCCCCACAUACGAUUUUGCUUCGGCACUUGGAAUAGAUAAAAGUGCCACCACAAGGGCCCAAAAUCCCAGCUCUCCAAAAACAGACUUCACAGUGCAGCCAAGAGGAGAGAGAAGUGGGGGUCCAGAAGUAAAGGAGCUCAAUCUCAGCCAAAUACUGCCCGGUAUCCCUCGAGAGAAUGAGAGGGGCGAAAUGGAAAUUGAGUUACCACUGUCUGUGUUUCAUAACUGGCUAAGGCUGUGUAGGUCUUCAGCUACAGCGCGUGGGGACAAGGAGCUAUCGUCUCUUCUGACUCUGGAAGAACACUCAGGACAAAGGAAUUGUUCUGACACAGAUGUCCUCCAUACCAACCUGACAUUUCGCAUGAAUCCCCAACACCUGAGCUCAGUCGCAGAGGAUCUAAGGCUGAGGCAGAGGAAUUUGUUAAGCCCCACAUCAAGCAUCCAGACAAGCGGCUAUCACUGCAGUACUAGCCAGUAUCCUUUCACCAGCUGCAAGCCUUUGCCUCCGGGUGGUAUUCUAAAAAAUGCAGGAAGCCAGGAUGUCUGUCUGUUUGAUCAGCAGGAUGUAAAUAAGUCUUACACCUCCAAACCCUCAAAUAGCUGGGGUGCAUAUGAGCAAGAGACACCCAUAAAAGUGAAAACUGACUCUAAUCCCCGCACAGUUCAGCAGAACUUUGCAGCCGCUAAAGAAGAGACAGUCCAGGGAGGGAAGGAGGACUCAGAGACGGAUCCCUCAGCUGUGCUAAUGAUGAACUCCAGCUCCACUCCUCUGCUGCACCUCACCACUGAGGAGGUGAUAAAGCUGAAGAAAAUCAUCUCAAGCUCAUUGUGAAGAUCAGUUCAGUUAAUUACACUCAGACUCCAACACCCCAUUAAGGCUGUAUAUAAUUAAAAUAUAUAUUUUUAUAUUGUAUUUUUUUAACAUGAUAAUUUUAAUGGAUAAUAAUUCAUUCAUAUCAGGAGUAUAGCUUGAUUUAAUGACAAUGUGCUCCGCUGACUGUUGUAGGUUUUUCUGUACAGUAAUAUUACUUGUAUAAUACAUGUAAUACAAUUCACCUAAUUAUAAUGUACAUCCAAAUAAACUGAAUCCAUUCAAAAAGUUAA